GUCUCAUUCAGCGCCCCACUUCCAACAACGGUCCAUCAAGUGACUGACAGUCCGAAGGGACUCGCUCAGUUUUGAGGCCGAGUCAUGAGGGGAGAUGUAAUCAUCCGUGUUACUGGCCCACUUGCGGACAGCCUGCUCGGUACAUCUCACAUGAAAGACUAGGUUUCCAAAUCUAAUCUGCGUUUGACAUAUCCUGCGGACGACCUCCUCUAACCUCUGUACAAUGUCUUAUCGCUUGGCAACCAGAAGACUCAUCGUCAACGCGCAGUCUCGCUGCAAAGAUGUCGCAUUUGCUGAGUCUCCCAGCGGAACUCAUCGUGCAGAUUAUGUGCGAAUGCCCCGACAUCAGAUCACUGCUACAUGUCGCAUCCACAUGCCGAAGCAUGCAACAAGUCUGGCUUGACAACACCGCCAUCAUCGCUUGUUCAGUGUUGUCAUUCACAAUGUCGGAGCUAUUGGAAUAUGUGGAAAUAUUCGGGCUCCAGACAGACGCUAUGCCACAGCAAUCAUGUCAAAUACAGAGCCGUGAUCUCAAUCCAGAAAUCCGCACACAUCUGUCUUUCAUUGAGCGCUCAGCAUAUGCAGUCACAGCCAUUCGCGAGUCUCGUAUGACGAAAGUCGGCGAAGUUUCUCUGAACUCAUCCGAGACGAGCUUCCUCGCUCCCAACAACGGCCCACCAGAUGCCCGUCAAGGAUUUCUGAUCAUCCGACGACUUGUCACGGGUUAUGAUCACAUGUCCCUAUUGUCGAAGGCAUACGCUUUCUUGCAUGGCAUCCCAGUGGACCACAUUCAUGGAUUACUUGAUGUUGCUAGUGCACUCGAAGAACAUUGCGAGAGCCACUGGACACGCAUGGGUAUAGAGAGGCAGGAACCAGGACCGGCAUAUUGGCAGGACAAGUUGUUUCCAAAGAACAACUUCCUGCCCCUGUCGUGGGCGUUCGCGGUCCACGUGGUCGAGAUGGAAUGUAGCUGGCGCGGUGUUAACCGCGAGUUCCCAGUCGAAGAGGGAAUCCAGCGCGAAUACCAGUUUAUGCGCGAUGCAUUUGGCAGAGAGAGGAUGCUUGCCAUGUUCGGCGAAGAUAAGCCUCCUUGGACCGAGCGGAGAUGCACGAUCCGCAAGAAGUGGCUAGAGAAGCAUCCCACCGAGCCGGACAUGGGGAUGAUUGUAGGAAGUAGCAGGAGUGUUCACCUCAUGACAUCCGAUAGACUCUCCUACGUCAAGUAACAUACAACAGAAGUGCGAUCGAGGGGGGAGGUUCAGGAUGAUAUUGUCUUACGGGAUCGUGAAAACAUGUGUUCGGUGUCGUGUCGGCUGUCACGCUUUACUGUAGUCGAGAGGCAUAUGACUCACAAAACGUAUCACUAUCGAAUCGCUAUCAAAUGCGACCAGAAGCUAGUUGUCGCAUUUCUGCAAGAUUCGCGACGUGACAAAAUUCCGAACAACAGUCGUGAGAUGAC
Dissoconium aciculare CBS 342.82 is the source of this 1459-nucleotide messenger RNA. RefSeq lists its product as uncharacterized. Lineage: Eukaryota; Fungi; Ascomycota; Dothideomycetes; Mycosphaerellales; Dissoconiaceae. Bases 282 to 1226 code for a protein of 314 amino acids. The record is from RefSeq and is a predicted model, not a curated record. The transcript has a single exon. Gene Ontology annotation, molecular function: protein binding.